UAUUUCGGCUUCUUCAUCCAGACCGCGAGAUGACGAGACAUGGCAAUAAAAAACAAGCCCGUGGAGCAAUUUGACACAGUUUUCAGUCUAAAUGACUCUUUAGAGCUGUCUUCGCACUAUGAUUAUGAGCGCGCACAAACUCGGAUUUUUAAAAUAAUCGUAAUAGGAGAUUCAAAUGUGGGAAAGACGUGUUUAACUUACAGAUUCUGUGGGGGCACAUUUCUGAAAAAUCCAGAAGCUACGAUCGGGGUGGAUUUUAGGGAGAAGACGCUGGAGCUGGACGGGGAGAGGAUCAAGCUGCAGAUCUGGGACACGGCAGGUCAGGAGCGUUUCAGGAAGAGCAUGGUGGAACACUACUACCGCAGCGUCCAUGCUGUCAUCUUCGUGUAUGACGUCACAAGCCUUUCUUCGUUCGAGAGCAUCCCCGAGUGGGUUAAGGAGUGCAGCCGACACUGCGUUGGGCCCCUGGUGCCUCGUAUUAUUGUAGGAAACAAGCGCGACCUGAGAGACCGCCAGGAGGUCCCCACAUCCGCUGCCCAGUUUCUUGCAGAUAGCUACAACUUCCCACUGUUUGAGACUUCAGCCAAGGACCCUGCUGAGAAGGAGCAUGUUGAUGCAAUCUUUCUGACUUUAGCCUAUAGGUUGAAGAACCAUAAACCUCUGAGACUGAAGCAGCCGAGUGAGAACAGUGUAAUGCAUCUGUGGAACCAGAGUGAGCAGGAGGCAGCAACUUGCCAGUGCUAAGGCACUUCAUAGCACUUCAUCCUGUGUGUGUGUGUGUGUGUGUGUGUGUGUGUGUGUGUGUGUGUGUGUGUGUGUGUGUGUGUGUGUGUGUGUGUGUGUGUGUGUGGAGGUCAUCACUGCUGUCUGGCAUAGUAAUGCUGCAGAGGGAAGCUUUGUUGAACGGAGCUUUUUUAACAAUGAGACUGAAUCUACAAAGGACACAUGUUACAUUUUUCUUGCACAAUGAUAAAUCAAAACUUUAGCAAAAUGCACGAGUGGACAUUGAAGUAUGCAAAAAUCUUGGAGCUGAGUAUCUGUAAAGGGACCAAUAAUGUAAACUGAAACUGUGAAACUGUGCAUGUGUUUAAAUAUGAACAUGAAUGUAACCAGCUUUGUCUUGGCAUGCUUGCAGUCAAGGUGAAUUUGGAGAAAGCUCACUCAUACUAAGAACAUGUAGCCGUCUUUUGAGACAAUGCAAAUCAAUAUAGUCCUUUAAAAAGCUUGACAGGGACGCGCAGUCCUUGAAGUUGAGACUGUGCACGUGUGCAAUAAAGCAGACAUAUGUGUCACUAUGCAAA
Molecule: messenger RNA, 1301 nt
Organism: Betta splendens (Siamese fighting fish)
Lineage: Eukaryota; Metazoa; Chordata; Actinopteri; Anabantiformes; Osphronemidae
Product: Ras-related protein Rab-33B-like
Exons: 2
Coding region: 40-744 (234 amino acids)
Biological process (GO): Rab protein signal transduction
Cellular component (GO): Golgi apparatus; endosome
Molecular function (GO): GTP binding; GTPase activity
Source: RefSeq, a predicted model, not a curated record